AACCCCCUCGUCCGGUCUGCAGCCAUGGCCACCUCGGCGAGCUCCCACCUGAGCAAAGCCAUCAAGCACAUGUACAUGAAGCUGCCGCAGGGGGAGAAGGUCCAAGCCAUGUACAUCUGGAUCGACGGGACGGGGGAGCACCUCCGCUGCAAAACCCGCACCCUGGACCACGAGCCCAAGAGCCUUGAAGAUCUCCCCGAGUGGAAUUUUGAUGGCUCCAGCACCUUCCAGGCUGAAGGCUCCAACAGUGACAUGUACCUGCGACCUGCUGCCAUGUUUCGGGACCCUUUUCGCAAGGAUCCCAAUAAACUAGUUCUCUGCGAGGUCUUCAAAUACAACCGCCAGUCUGCAGAGACAAAUCUCCGACACACCUGCAGGCGGAUAAUGGAUAUGGUGUCCAACCAGCACCCCUGGUUUGGGAUGGAGCAAGAGUACACUCUUCUGGGGACAGAUGGACAUCCAUUUGGCUGGCCUUCCAACGGCUUCCCUGGACCCCAAGGUCCGUACUACUGCGGCGUAGGGGCAGACAAAGCCUACGGCAGAGACAUUGUGGAGGCCCACUACCGAGCGUGCCUUUAUGCUGGCGUGAAAAUUGGAGGAACCAAUGCAGAAGUGAUGCCAGCCCAGUGGGAGUUCCAGGUGGGACCAUGUGAAGGGAUUGAGAUGGGCGAUCAUCUCUGGAUUGCACGCUUCAUCCUCCAUCGGGUGUGCGAAGACUUUGGUGUCAUUGUGUCCUUCGAUCCCAAGCCCAUUCCUGGGAACUGGAACGGUGCUGGCUGUCACACCAACUUCAGCACCAAGAACAUGAGGGAAGACGGAGGUCUCAAGCACAUUGAAGAAGCCAUCGAGAAGCUGGGCAAGCGUCACCAGUUCCACAUCCGUGCCUACGACCCCAAAGGGGGGCUGGACAAUGCCAGGCGCCUGACGGGUUUCCACGAGACAUCCAACAUCCACGAGUUCUCGGCUGGUGUGGCCAACCGUGGCGCCAGCAUCCGCAUCCCCAGGAACGUGGGCCACGAGAAGAAGGGCUACUUCGAGGACCGCCGGCCCUCCGCCAACUGUGAUCCUUACGCUGUGACGGAGGCCCUCGUCCGCACGUGUCUCCUCAACGAAACUGGAGACGAGCCUUUUGAAUACAAGAACUAAGCGGACUGCGCCCACAAACACCGCCUUCCCCCCACACUUCCCGCACCCCUAAACUUCCCUUCUAGAUGUAAUCCUGAAGGUACAAGAUAACAUGUUUUGUGUCUCAAUAA
This is a messenger RNA of Eurypyga helias (sunbittern), 1256 nucleotides long. RefSeq names its product glutamate-ammonia ligase (gene GLUL). Gene Ontology annotation, molecular function: glutamine synthetase activity. Bases 25 to 1146 code for a protein of 373 amino acids. The record is from RefSeq and is a predicted model, not a curated record. The transcript has 6 exons. Lineage: Eukaryota; Metazoa; Chordata; Aves; Eurypygiformes; Eurypygidae. Gene Ontology annotation, cellular component: cytoplasm.